Molecule: messenger RNA, 2529 nt
Organism: Micropterus salmoides (largemouth bass)
Lineage: Eukaryota; Metazoa; Chordata; Actinopteri; Centrarchiformes; Centrarchidae
Product: synaptoporin
Exons: 5
Coding region: 96-1013 (305 amino acids)
Cellular component (GO): synaptic vesicle membrane; synaptic vesicle
Source: RefSeq, a predicted model, not a curated record
CUCUCGUCUUCCUAUCUACAUCAGCGGCACUUCAUCCUGAUGACAAAAGCUGUUCGAUACUGCGUGGAGUCUGACUUGAGAGCUGUGAUUUUUAAAUGUGUAUGGUUAUAUUUGCUCCGAUUUUUGCCAUCUGUGCUUUCGCAACAUGUGGAGGAUACUAUGGACACCUCCAGGUUAAAGUGGACUGUGCAGACAGGAGGCAGAGCAACCUCAGCAUCAACAUUGAUUUUGGCUAUCCUUUCAGAUUACAAGAAGUGCAUUUCAAGGCUCCCUCAUGUGAGACUAAGAGAGAAGAGAUUCUUUUCCUGGAUGGUGACUUUUCCUCAGCCGCCCAGUUUUUCCUGACUGUGGGUGUUUUUGCUUUCCUGUACUCUCUGCUGGCAACCAUUGUCUACGUCUUCUACCAGAACAAGUACCUGAAGAACAACAGAGGCCCACUUGUGGAUUUUGUUGUUACAAUCAUCUUCUCCUUCAUGUGGUUGGUGAGCAGCUGUUAUUGGGCUAAAACUCUUUCUGAUAUCAAGAAGGCUACAAACCCAACACAGGUGCUUCUGCUGAUCACAGCUUGCAGAGCUCAGGAGAACAAAUGUACAGCUACCCAGGAGCCUCUCUGGUCACGUCUUAACACAUCUGUGGUUUUUGGUUUUGUAAAUGUCAUCCUCUGGGUUGGAAAUAUCUGGUUUGUCUUUAAAGAGACAGGUUGGUACAAGACAGGUCAGAGAUAUCCAACCAGGAGUGCUUCUGGGAAACGUGCCAGUGAAAUGCGACAGCGGCUCUACAAUGAGAGCAGCUUCGACCAGCCAGAGGAGAGCUUUGGUCCACAACUCUCCCGACAAGACAGUUUCAAUCAGUCAAAGGGGGGGUUUGGUCAGCAGGUCCACAGACAGGUUAGCUUCAACCAGUCACAAGUAAACCUGAGCUUACCGCAUGCAUAUCUUGGCAAACCGGUAAUUUAUGACAGGGAGAAUAUGGUGGGUUCUGAAGGGCCAAAGAUAUUUGUCAAUGAGAUGUGAUUCUGCCCUCAGUUUAAUGCUGUUCGUGGUGGACUAGAUGGGAACAUGUGUUAUUGGCAUAAACACAGUCAAUUGGUCAAAACAUGAUAAUUAACUUAAGAUAAAAAAGAAUACACUGAUGGAUCUAUUUGACAUGUGGUGGUCAUAAUGUAAGAUAAUUUAAUUUUUGUUCAUUUUCCUCUGGAUAAAUUGUACUUCGAGUUUUGAAAUUCCCAGAUGACACAAGCUGUACCUUUAAACGAAGGAGUUUGAAGUCAUUAUUUAAUCUGCAAAUGUUUUGUUUGUUUGUUUAUUCGUAUUUAUUUUGGAAACUGACCUUUGGCAAUAAGCAGACACUGCUGUGGGUUUUUAUGCUGACAGACUGGGUGGCCAAUGUGAUUAAAAUUAAUAACGACAAGAUGACAAGUUGUUUUGAUGUUAGGAGUUGGACUUAGAUGCUGUUGAUAUUGAACUUGAUAUAUCAUACAUGUUUUUAUUUUUUACCUGUACAUGUAAAACUAUUAUUACUUUUUUUUGUCAAAAGAUUUAUUUAAAGAAGCGUUAUUAAUUACAGUACACAUUUUGCCCUAUACUAUACAGUAUGUUGGAUGGAAAAGAUGUGCAGUAUCAGUUCAAAUAUACAUCUAACCAAUGUGCUAGAGUUCUCUCUAUAAAUAUUUAAUAUUUGAUGGUAUCAUUUGUUCCCUUUGUCAUUACUGAUGGAUUUUCUGAUAUUAUAAUCAAUGUGACACUCCAGUGUCUUUCUUUGUCCUUUAUUUUUUUAAUGGAAUAUUGAUUUUUAAAUGGAUAAUGAAUGUUGUUUCAUUGGCACUUAUUUUGUGUGUAUUAGUGUGUAUAUUCACGUUUUAUUAUAUGUUAUAUAUGUGUCAAAACUGAAGAAUUGAAGUGCUCAUGUUGCAUAUAAACCAUCUCACUCUUAUACCUAUUGUCACAAUCCUCUUGCACUAUACUGAUCAUUAAACAUUUAUCAAAGGAAGAUAAUGUCUGUAUAAAAUGUAUAAAAUAAAAUGAGUACAGCUACUUGAAAUGCUUUAUGGGCUGAUGAAGAUUGUGCGUUCAAGUCAGGCAUUAAAUUUAGUUGUUUAACUUGAAGUGUGUCUGAGGUGCUGCUCUGCAGACUUCUUCAGUGGUUUUCAGUAACUGACAUCAAAGCAAGCCUAUCCACUGUGGAGUUGUUACCAUGGGUUUUCUUGUUUAGUGAGAGCUGUCGGCCUCUUCAUUUCCAUCGAAAAGGGAACAGAGGAGAGGAGACAGAAAGUGAGAAAAUACUGACAAAGAAAUGGAAACCAAUAAAAGGAAUUUAUAAUGAAUAGUGACUCUGAUGGAGACACCAGUGUACACAUUAAAGCAUGUUUCACACUGUGUUCCAGGAGUGUCUCUACUACAAAGGCCAAGAGGAUAAUCCCUCAGGGUGUCUGUUUCAUCCUGACUAAGACAGUUAACAAAAUACUACCUAAAUCUCUUCCCACUCCAACCAUCCUACAAACUGUUGAGUUUCAAAGGUAUAUAAAUAAUA